Verticillium alfalfae VaMs.102 is the source of this 1818-nucleotide messenger RNA. Its product is annotated as phenylacetone monooxygenase. NCBI's taxonomy places the organism in Eukaryota, Fungi, Ascomycota, Sordariomycetes, Glomerellales, Plectosphaerellaceae. The transcript is spliced from 3 exons. The coding region runs from base 1 to 1818 and encodes 605 amino acids. The record is from RefSeq and is a predicted model, not a curated record.
AUGACACGUCAAACUGUUCCCAACCUCUCCCGUCACACCGACCUCACCGGUAACAGUCACGGCGCCGGUUCUGCUCCUGCAUCCGCACCCGUCCGCAGCGGCCAUGUUCCGUACAACGUCCGGGAGGCACCCUUCGGAGCGCCCAAGCAUCUCCGCAUCGUAACCAUCGGCGCCGGAGCCAGCGGCCUCAACAUGAUCCGGACCUUGCGCAACACCCUGCCGCCCUCCUCCUUCGACAAUGUCGUGUACGAAAAGAACGCGGACAUCGGGGGCACCUGGUUCGAGAACCGCUACCCGGGCUGCAAGUGUGACGUGCCGUCUCAUAAUUACCAGUUCUCCUGGAGGAAGAACCCCGAAUGGUCCAGCUUCUUCGCGGCGGCCGGCGAGAUCGAGGCCUACCUAUGCAAGCUGUGCGACGACGAGGGCAUGCGUGCGGCGAUCAAGACGUCGCACAAGAUCCUGGGAGCCGCCUGGUCUGAACCGAAGGCUAUCUGGGAGCUGCAAGUUCAGAACUUGACGACGGGUGACACCUUCUCCGAUUACGCCAACUUCCUCAUCGAUGCCUCCGGCAUUCUAAACAAGUGGAAGUGGCCCAGCGUACCGGGUGUCAAAGAUUUCAAGGGCGCUCUCGUUCACACAGCAGCAUGGCCUGAAAACUUUGACUUCAAGGACAAGACCGUUGCUGUUAUCGGCAACGGCGCGUCCGGCGUCCAGGUUCUGCCAGCGAUUUUGCCUCCUACUAUGAAGAUGGGUCGCGCCGCUCCCAUCAUCAACCAGAUUGGGCUUGAUGAGCAGGAGAACUUUACUCCCGCCCAGAUCGAACGGUUCAAGUCUGAUCCCGCCUUUCUCGAGCAAUUCACCCAGGCUCUCGAGAUGGACUCGAACAUCAAGUUCGCCAUUGCUUUGAUGAAAGACAGCCCCCAGCAGCAAUGGGCUGCAGGCAAGGUCCGCGAAUUCAUGACUGCCAUGCUUAGGGGAAACGAGAAGCUGUGCCAGCAGCUGAUUCCAGACUUUCCCCUGGGAUGCCGCCGCAUGACUCCUGCCCCAGGCUACCUCGAGUCGUUCCAUGACCCAAAGGUCUCGCUGGUCACGACCUCGAUUAAGCGAUUCGUUCCUCAGGGCAUCGAGCUGGAGACGGGCGAGCUGAUUGAAGUGGAUGCAAUUAUAUGCGCCACAGGCUUCGACUCUUCGUUCAAGCCCCCUUUCUCCUUGGUUGGCAGGCACGGCAACUUGCAAGAUAUCUGGACCGUGGAGACGCCCAAGUCCUACAUGUCUCUUGCUGUCGCUGGCCUGCCCAAUUACUUCAGUCAGUUGAACCCCUCUUGUUGUCUGUCCGAUAUCCAACUGACACCCGACACAGAAUUCCUCGGACCGUAUGCCCCAAUUGCCCACGGCGACGUUUUCACCCUGUCGGAACACAUUGCAACGUACAUCGCAAACCUUAUCAACAAGGCGCAGUCGGAGAACAUUCGCUCCCUGGCACCCUCUCAGGCUGCUGUCGACGACUUUGCUGCUCACGUGGCGGCGUUCAUGCCCCGUACCGCCUUCUCUGGCAGCUGUCGCAGCUGGUACAAGCAGGACGAGGCUGGUACGGCCGCACCAGUCGUGGGUCUGCACCCCGGAAGCCGCAUGCACUUCAUCUCCAUGCUUGCGCGGUUCAGGGGAGAGGACUGGGAAUUCGCGUACGAGAACGAAAGCAGCGCAGCCAAGGCCAACAGGUUCGCGUAUCUGGGCAACGGCUUUACGAUGCAGGAGGCGGCCCUCUUGAAGGCGGCGGCUGCCGCCGCUGCAGCUUCUGCUGCUGCGUCUGGGAAUUGA